AUGCACUCUUGGCCCUUUAAUAGAGAGGUUACGGUGGUAGUUCCCAACAAAGAAAAAAAACUACAAAAACAAAGCAAGGAAAAGAUGGCGGAACAACGAGAAAUACUAGAACAAUUGAAGAAAACCCUUCAACAGCUUAGCGUUGAGCCAUCCAAGAAUGGCCAAAUCGCGGACGAGACGCAAGAAAGGAGACACGAGGAGUUUACAGCUCGUGACCUAGAGCACAGUUACGAGGUGGCUUCUCAGGAGUUCAUCGACUUCAUGUACGAGAACCCCACCACCUACCAUGUUAUAUCGUUUUUCUCUAAAAUGUUAGAUAAGAAUGGCUUCAAGUACUUGAGCGAGAAAUCUAAUUGGAACGACAGCAUCGGCGAAAACGGUGGUAAGUUCUACACCCUGAGAAACGGUACUAACCUUUCUGCUUUCGUCCUAGGGAAGAACUGGAAGGCAGAGAAGGGUAUUGGUGCCAUCGGAUCUCAUGUGGACGCUUUGACCGUCAAAUUGAAACCUGCUUCCUUCGAAGACUUAUCGCAAGGUUACGGUAGAAUUGCUGUCGCUCCCUAUGGUGGCACUUUGAACGAGCUGUGGCUAGACAGAGACCUGGGUAUUGGUGGCCGUCUUCUUUACAAGAAAAAGGGCACCAACGAAAUCAAGAGUACAUUGAUCGACUCCACGCCCUAUCCUAUCUGUAGAAUUCCCUCUUUGGCCCCUCACUUCGGUAAACCGGCAGAAGGCCCAUUCGACAAAGAAGACCAAACCGUCCCGGUCAUCGGAUUCCCCACUCCAAGCGAAGACGAGACACCCACUGAUGACGAAAAGAAUUCGCCUUUGGCCGGCAAGCACAACACGCAUCUUUUGAGAUACGUCGCCAAUUUGGCCGGUUUGGAGGUGUCCGAGUUGAUUCAAAUGGACUUGGACUUAUUCGACGUUCAAAAGGGUACCAUUGGUGGUAUCCGUAAGCACUUCAUCUUUGCUCCACGUCUGGAUGACAGACUAUGUAGUUUUGCAGCAAUGAUUGCCUUGGUCUCCUACGCCAAGAACGUUAACACCGAUGACUCGGACGCUUUCUCCACCGUCACUUUGUAUGAUAACGAAGAAAUCGGCUCAUUGACAAGACAAGGUGCGAAGGGUCGUUUGUUGGAGUCAGUGGUGGAACGUGCUACUACCGCCUUCAGCAAGAAGCCAGUUGACUUACACACUGUGUGGGCAAAUUCCAUCAUUCUGUCUGCAGACGUCAACCAUCUGCUAAACCCAAACUUCCCAGAAGUCUACAUGAAGAACCAUUCCCCAGUGCCCAACGUCGGUAUCACUCUGUCCUUAGAUCCAAACGGACACAUGGCCACGGACGUUGUGGGCACUGCCCUGGUGGAAGAACUCGCACGCCUCAACGGGGACAAAGUACAGUACUUCCAAAUCAAAAACAACUCAAGAUCAGGCGGUACCAUCGGCCCAUCCUUGGCCUCCCAAACCGGUGCCCGUACCAUAGAUCUGGGCAUUGCGCAAAUGUCCAUGCACAGUAUCAGAGCUGCUACAGGGUCCAUGGACGUCAAAUUGGGUACCAAGUUCUUCAACGGGUUUUUCAGAAACUGGAGAUCCGUCUACGAUGAAUUCGGAGAAUUGUGA
This is a messenger RNA of Saccharomyces eubayanus, 1623 nucleotides long. RefSeq names its product metalloaminopeptidase APE1 (gene APE1). The record is from RefSeq and is a predicted model, not a curated record. Gene Ontology annotation, biological process: proteolysis. Gene Ontology annotation, cellular component: fungal-type vacuole. The coding region runs from base 1 to 1623 and encodes 540 amino acids. The transcript has a single exon. Lineage: Eukaryota; Fungi; Ascomycota; Saccharomycetes; Saccharomycetales; Saccharomycetaceae. Gene Ontology annotation, molecular function: zinc ion binding; metalloaminopeptidase activity.